AUGGGUAUGGGAAUGAUGGGAGGAGGUAUGAUGGGGGGAGGCAUGAUGGGCGGCGGCUGGGGCCCACCACCUGUCGAAGUGCUCGUCGAUUCCACGGGGGUAUGGGAUACGGCGGGGGCUGGGGAGGCCCAAUGGGCGGUGGAUAUGGUUACAGUUCAGGCUUCGGUGGCCGAAGACCUGGUGGCUUUGGACCAGGGGGUGGAUUUGGAGGCGGACGACGUGGCGGGGGACGCCGGUGUUGACGAAGUUGUAAUAUUCCACUUGGACCUCAUUGCCAAUCGCAAGCCUCCCAAUAAUGGGUCCAGUGAAGUCAAUCGGUCAUCACUGCCGUACCAACAGCCAGUAAACAUUUCCAGCAUCCCUCAAUAUCUUUAA
Penicillium riverlandense is the source of this 375-nucleotide messenger RNA. RefSeq lists its product as uncharacterized. The transcript is spliced from 4 exons. The coding region runs from base 1 to 375 and encodes 124 amino acids. NCBI's taxonomy places the organism in Eukaryota, Fungi, Ascomycota, Eurotiomycetes, Eurotiales, Aspergillaceae. The record is from RefSeq and is a predicted model, not a curated record.